AUGGAUCAGAGAUCAGAAGUUAAGCAAGCUGCGCUCGGAAUGGCUUUAUAUGCAGCUUUCUUCUCAUUUUCUGUGGGUGUGAUAUCUCUGCCCCGGAUUUCCCCAAUUGGCUCAGAACGUUUCUUUCUAAUAAGGGGAAAGUCCCCAGUCUUUACCAAGGAAGAACACAAGAAGCUUAUAGCCCGGAUACUUAAUAGGCUCCCGAGGAAGCCCUCUAAGUCAGCUGAAAAUCGUGAAGGAGGAUCUUCUAACUCUUCUUCAAAUGUUUCCACCAGUUCAAGAAGCGGCUCUUUAGCAAGUAGCAGAUAUGUGAAUUCGGGUACUUCAUCUCUUUCAGGCCCUAAUUCUACUCCGAAUUUUGGAGUAAACGUGAAUUCAAAGCUUAAUGGGAAUUCAUUGGCUUCUCCAUAUGAGGCAUUGCCUAGUUUCAAAGAUGUUCCAAAUGCAGAGAAGCAGAACUUAUUCAUAAAAAAGUUGAACUUGUGUUGUGUUAUCUUUGACUUCAGUGACCCAACAAAGAACCUCAAGGAAAAGGACAUCAAGCGACAGACAUUGGUAGAGCUUGUGGAUUACAUUGCUUCUGCUAAUGGGAAAUUCUCAGAAACUGUCAUGCAAGAAAUUGUAAAGAUGGUGUGCGUAAAUUUAUUUAGAACACUCACUUCUCCACCCCUCGAAAACAAAGCUUUAGAGGCCUUUGACUUAGAAGAGGAAGAGCCCUCAAUGGACCCAGCAUGGCCACACUUGCAAGUUGUGUAUGAAUUCUUCCUGAGGUUUGUGGCAUCACCUGAGACAGAUGCAAAGUUGGCUAAGAGGUACAUUGAUCACUCUUUUGUUCUCAGGUUGUUAGGUCUUUUUGAUUCAGAGGACCAUAGAGAGAGGGAUUACUUGAAAACGGUUCUGCACCGCAUCUAUGGGAAAUUUAUGGUGCACCGCCCAUUCAUCAGGAAAGCUAUCAACAACAUCUUCUAUCAUUUUAUUUUUGAAACUGAAAAGCAUAAUGGGAUUGCAGAGCUGUUGGAGAUUUUGGGAAGUAUAAUAAACGGUUUUGCUCUGCCGCUGAAAGAAGAGCACAAACUCUUUCUUGUUCGAGUGCUUAUUCCACUUCACAAACCCAAAUGCAUACCCUUGUACCACCAGCAGUUAUCUUACUGCAUUACCCAAUUUGUGGAGAAAGACUGCAAACUUGCAGAUACAAUAAUCCGUGGUUUACUAAAAUAUUGGCCUAUUACAAAUAGUUCUAAGGAGGUCAUGUUCUUAGGGGAGCUGGAAGAAGUUCUAGAAGCAACUCAGCCUGCAGAAUUUCAACGCUGUAUGGUACCUUUGUUUCGCCAAAUUGGCCGAUGCUUGAGCAGUUCACAUUUUCAGGUGGCAGAGAGAGCUUUGUUCUUAUGGAAUAAUGAUCACAUUGCCAACCUAAUCAAACAGAACCGCAGUGUCUUACUGCCAAUCAUAUUCCCUUCAUUGGAGAAAAAUGCAAGAAACCACUGGAACCAGGCAGUACAGAGCCUGACUCUAAAUGUCCGGAAGAUUUUCUCUGAUAUUGACCCUGAGCUUUUUGAGGAAUGCUUGCUCAAAUUUCAGGAAGAUGAAGUACAAGAGAAGGAACUUAAUUUGAGACGUGAAAUCACUUGGAAGCGUUUGGAAGAGAUUGCUGCCAAGAAAGCUACAAGCAAUGAAGCAGUGCUUGUGUCCCCCAGAAAAGCCCCCGGCAAACCUUCUGGCUAG
This is a messenger RNA of Prunus armeniaca (apricot), 1725 nucleotides long. NCBI's taxonomy places the organism in Eukaryota, Viridiplantae, Streptophyta, Magnoliopsida, Rosales, Rosaceae. The record is from the annotation of a GenBank genome assembly.